Penicillium malachiteum is the source of this 444-nucleotide messenger RNA. RefSeq lists its product as uncharacterized. NCBI's taxonomy places the organism in Eukaryota, Fungi, Ascomycota, Eurotiomycetes, Eurotiales, Aspergillaceae. Bases 1 to 444 code for a protein of 147 amino acids. The transcript has a single exon. The record is from RefSeq and is a predicted model, not a curated record.
AUGGAAUACAACCUCUCAAUUGAAAUCUUCGGCACAGGCGAAGACCCCAAACAUCGUUCUCACUGGGGCUUCGUAAUUCAUCAACCGCCACGCACAUUCGGCGAUCUCCUCCACGUCUGGCCUAUCGACAUCGAGAAACUUUGGUAUGACUUUGAGCCACGUUUCGGUACCGAGCUCAAUAUUAUGCAGGCACUUGGUCUGUGCCAAAUCUCCACUUUGAGCUCUUCACAACGAAGACAGGCUAUUGAAGUUAUUAGCCAAGAGCCUGCCCCGAGAGAUGGAAGGAGAAAAUGUCAGGAUUGGAUCUUUAGUACAUUGAUUUCCUUGGAAGUUGAGGAGCUGGUUCCACCUGGAACUUCGGAGUUUUGGAAAGGGAUGGUUGGAUUGCCUGCGAAAGAGGUCCAAAGUGCGGUUGGUGUUAAUUGGACAUCUGUUGGGAACUGA